AUGCCAGAGGAGGCUUGGGACACCAUGGACUUGUCGGUGAAUCUGGCGCCGGGCCGGCCUGAAGGACUGGCGUUAGGCAACCCAGUGAUGAUUGCGUCGGGCACCUUCGGAUACGACGGAUACGGGCGCGGGUUCGCCGCUGAAGCUCCACUCGCCUCUUUGGGGGCUGUGUUACCGAAGACUUUCACCCGGCAUGCGCGAACGGGCAAUCCGGAACCGCGCUGGUUUCCUCUCUCGUUCCGGGAAGCCCUGGAGGUGGGCGAAACUACCCUGCUGAACUCGGUCGGCCUGACAAAUCCCGGGAUAGAAACGGCGAUGGCGGAUUUGGCGCCCAGAUGGGCGGACUCUGAAGUGAACUUCGUGAUGAGCAUGGCAGGCGACUCCGCCGAACAGUGGGAGGAGAUGGCAUCGUUCACGCGGGGAGUGAUUGGGUUUUCGGCGAUUGAACUGAAUCUGAGUUGCCCUAAUGUGGACGACGGAGCCAUGUUCAGCCACCACCCGUUAUUGACGGAAGCCGCUAUCAGCGGAGUGCGGCGUCAGACGGAUCUCCCGAUCUGGGCCAAGCUAUCACCCAACGUGCCGGACAUCACCGAAAUCGCCUGUGCCGCAGUGGAAUCCGGCGCUGAUGCACUGACCAUCUCCAACACCGUACCGGCGAUGCAUGUUGACGUGGAGACCGGACGGGCCGUGUUGGGCACGGGGUACGGCGGACUAUCGGGUCCCGCGCUCCGACCCAUCGCCGUGGCAUUGGUGCACAAGGCUGCCCAGGCCGUGGAUGUCCCGAUAAUCGGAGUGGGCGGCAUCAUGACCGGCCGUCAUGCGGCCGAGUUCCUGAUGGCGGGAGCGACGGCGGUCCAGGUGGGCAGCGCCAACCUGGCAGACCUCAACGCUCCCUUCCGCAUACUGACCGAACUUGAAGAACUGCUCACCCGUUGGGAAGUGAACACCGUAGACCAGAUCAUUGGAACCGCUCGGUGGGACGAACCCGGGGCGCUGCCCGGCUAG
Messenger RNA from Geodia barretti, 1005 nucleotides. The record is from the annotation of a GenBank genome assembly. NCBI's taxonomy places the organism in Eukaryota, Metazoa, Porifera, Demospongiae, Tetractinellida, Geodiidae.